UAGACCGUGUGACAGGCUGAAGAAGGUGGGCUCGAGGAACCCCUUUUGGAUCACCGAGGUCUUCACUAAUCCAAUAUGAAGUCUAUCGCUGCCCUUCUUUUGGUGUCCGCGUAUAUGGCGGUGCAGGUGUCCGGUCACGGCCGUCUUAUGAACCCUCCGUGCCGUGCCACCAUGUGGCGAGUCGGAUACGACACUCCACCCGACUACAACGACAACCAGCUCUUCUGCGGUGGAAAGAGCCACCAAUACGAUACCCAGGGCGGCAAGUGCGGUAUCUGUGGUGACGCCUACGAUGAGCCCCAGCCGCGCACACACGAGAUCGGAGGACCCUACUACAAGGGCAUCAUCGUCCGCAACUACGCCGUCGGUCAGGAGAUCAAGGCGACCGUCCAGAUCACGGCCAACCACCUGGGCUUCUUCCAGUUCAAGAUGUGCCCCGUCUCCGGAGAUGUGGAGGCCACGCAGGAAUGUCUGGACAAACACAUUUUGACGGUGGCCGGAACAAACUCGACUGAUUACUACAUCACAGACGAAGUGCGCGACUUCGACGUCACUCUGCAGCUGCCCGAGGACCUCGAGUGCGAACACUGCGUCUUCCAGUGGCGGUACCACGCUGGCAACGACUGGGGAGUCUGCCCGGACGGCACUGGAAGGGACGGCUGCGGACCCCAGGAGGAGUUCUACGGAUGUGCCGAUGUCUCCGUUUCCCGACCCUAGGUCUGAUAAGCUUUGAAGACGAAUAUAAAGAUGUGGAAGAUGCCCUGGAAGGUCAGCAAUGCUUUGUCUAUCAGCCCGUGAGGCCGAUAAUGUGUAAUUCAGAUUCUGUCUUCCGAGACCUCCACCAUGCUGCAGGUUUCAGCGAAACUUCAGCCUAAGCUGUACAGGGUGGAAAGUAAUUACGCGAACAUGUAUUUUCUUACAAUUUCGCCCGUCAGUGGAGAUUUUCUAUGAGCGCGGGCUGUUAUGGAACAUGACUGGUCGUGUUUGUUGUCGCCUCAUCUAACAAAAGUGACCUUACUUUGAAAAAUGACUUGGAAGGUCUACAACACCUCUCGGCUUCGAGUGGUGCUGACGCCAUACGCUGCUCAAGACCAAAAUGGGCAAAGAGCUCAAUUUGAAGUUGCCAGGGAAAGCGUUUGUGAUUAUUUUGGCUGGACUGGUGCGGAAGGGACUCGGAACGGUCUCGGCACCAGUAUUACUCAAUUACACCUUUGGUUGAAGCAUAAUAAAACUUAAGAGGACUUAAAAAGCAAAGCCGAUGGCGGCAGUAAAACCUCGGCGAAUUCAGGCGCCGAAUGGGUGGUCACCAUUUCCGCGACCAAACGACAACAGUCGACCCGAAAACAGGCGAAAUGGCUUACUUUGGCCGGGUACCCGAUCUAAGAUAUCACGAUUCAUACAUAAAUCCGUGAAAAUUCGAAAAUCAAGCCGUACAAACAAUCGAGAUGGCCAAAAUUCAUGAAUUAACAGCAGGAUUGUCAAUUUAAGUUUUCUAAAGACCGCCAAACCUGAACAGAGGAGGACAGGCAGCUGGUUUUGUGGCUGGGUGAGACAUCUUCGAAGCUUUUUCAUCCGUCAAACCUGCAGAACAACGCGUUGGGGGCUGCUGAUGCGUCCGACGUCCCGCCCGUCCCAACCUUCAAACAUCCGGCAAAGGAACACUCAUCAGCGUGUUAUGAGCGCCCGGAUGGUGUCAAAAUUGCAUGUAGUGACCAACAAGGCCACCAAAAAUAAAGUAUACAACUAGUGGAACAUCCUUCCAGACGAGUCUCUUUAUCUAAUCCAGCAAUGCACCAAAAGGGGCCAAAUGAUUGAGCGCACUUUUGUGCCCGACGCAAAGAAACUCUUCUUCAUGAUUGAUAAAGUCCUUCCUCUCACGGCCAAAAAGACGCAAGACUGGUGCUUUGAGAACCCGUUCUUCUUCUGGGUAUAUAAUGGUCAAUCUGGGAAUAGCCCAGACCCCAAUUUGAUCAAAAAUAUCCAGGCGACUCUUCAGGAGAGCGUCUAAGAGCUGCUAGUAGCCACCAACAUCGAUUGCCUCACCAGACAGCUCCAGGAGGCGUGGACUAAGCUUUGGCCAACAGAGCUUGACAUGCUCAUGUCAAUUAUGCCUGAACGCCUUUGUCAGUGUAUCGCACAUAAAUAGGAAUAUAUGAAAAGAUGAAAUUUUCAUGUUACCGCCGCUUUUUCCAUUGCUAUAAGACGAAAAAGUAUGUUCGCGUAAUUACUUUCCACCCUGUACCCGUAGCGGCGGUUUACGACUCAGGGAAUCAAGAGUGGGCAUAGAGGCUGCAUUUAUUUGUAUGUAAUUUGUGUAAAUGUUUCAGAAACUGUGCCUCAACGAUUGCAUGGUUAGCUUGAUAUUUCAAAUAUACCUACACAUAAUGGG
Molecule: messenger RNA, 2389 nt
Organism: Amphibalanus amphitrite
Lineage: Eukaryota; Metazoa; Arthropoda; Thecostraca; Balanomorpha; Balanidae
Exons: 8
Coding region: 76-717 (213 amino acids)
Source: RefSeq, a predicted model, not a curated record